Molecule: messenger RNA, 1560 nt
Organism: Beauveria bassiana ARSEF 2860
Lineage: Eukaryota; Fungi; Ascomycota; Sordariomycetes; Hypocreales; Cordycipitaceae
Product: aminotriazole resistance protein
Exons: 7
Coding region: 1-1560 (519 amino acids)
Biological process (GO): transmembrane transport
Cellular component (GO): membrane
Molecular function (GO): transmembrane transporter activity
Source: RefSeq, a predicted model, not a curated record
AUGGCGACGAAAUCAAUUGGAAAGGGGGCCGCAGUAGCGACGCUAGCAAUUGUAUGUCUGGUCUUCUUCAUCGACAUCGCUAAUCUAGGCAUGGCCAACAUUGCUUUGCCCACCAUUCAAAAAGAGCUGGGGUAUGAUGAGGGCUCGCUGCAGUGGAUAUUGACAGCCUAUGCUCUGACGUUUGGUGGGUUUUUGAUGGUCGGUGGCCGCGUUGGCGACAUCUUUGGACAGAGAGUCACCUUGAUAGCAGGAAUGACUCUUUUCAACGCGGGGACUCUUCUUUGUGCUCUUGUAAACGAUAAGAUAGCCCUUGUCAUAGGCCGAGCAGUUCAAGGUAUCGCUGCAGCCUUUACCAUCCCUGCGGCACAGUCCAUGGUCUCCCUGUCGUUUGAAGAUGCCAAAUCUCGCAUUCGCGCAUUCGGUGUAUGGGGUGCUUCUGGGUCUAGUGGAUUUGUCUUUGGCCCUAUUUUUGGUGGCCUCUUCACCUCGUUGGUAACAUGGAGAUGGAUUUUUUGGCUUUCCCUCGUUGUCGAAGGCUCUCUCGAAAUUGUAGCACUUGUUUUCCUUUUCACUGACAACCUUCCCGGCGCGCCUACAAGCGCCCCCAAAGACAAAAACGGUCGGUUGAAAUGGUCGGAACUUGCCACGCGUUUGGAUCCUGCUGGAACAUGUCUGUCCAUUGUUGCUCUGAUAUUGCUUGUGUAUGGCCUUACUACUGGCAAUGUGCACGGGUGGGGUGAUGCAGAUGUGGUUGCGACUCUUGUCGUGUCUGUGGUCCUUCUCGCGGUUUUCGCUUUUGUGCAGCUUAAAUUCUCCUCGGAUCCGAUCCUGCCUCGGUACUUGUGGAGCGAUCGAAUCAAGAUGCUUGGCUGCCUCAUGGCUGCGUUGACGUAUGCAAUAUGGCAGGGAAGCAAUUACUUGCUGACCCUGGAGCUUCAGAGCUUUGGCUUCUCUCCUUUAUCUACAGCGCUUCGCUUUCUUCCUCUUGGAAUCACGGCCAUGUGUGUCAAUUUUGUCAUUCCGAUCGUCAUUCAGCGCGUCCAAGCCCGCACUCUACUUUUGAUCAGUUGGCCUGUAUGCGCUGCUGGGCUCGCUCUUCUAACGGCUAUGGCUGAUAUUGGGGACUACUGGCGACUGUGUCUCCCGGGGGAGAUCCUCUAUAUUGCUGGUGUUGGUACAAUUUAUUUUGUCGGCAAUAUCAAAGUAGUGGCGACCGCAAAAGCAGAGCAACAGGGUACCGUUUCUGGGGUGUAUAACAUGUUUCUGAAUAUUGGCGGCGCUGUUCUCGGAGUCGCUGUCUUGACUGUCAUUUCGGAUUCGGUCACUUCCAAUCAAAGGGACAAAGACGGGCCAAGCGCUCGCCUAGAUGGAUAUCGUGCGGGUUACUAUGGUACAAUUGCUAUGGCUGUCAUUGGUUUGGUUGCAUCAUUUUUCUUUUAUGACGAGCCAGUUUCGAAGGCCGAGGAGGAAUUGCCUGUGGUUCAAGAGAGUGUAGAUUCAUCUCGCAAGAUGAGCAGGGAGAUGAAGCCAGAGUGUUUGGCUGAGGAUGACCUUGAGUAG